Molecule: messenger RNA, 5992 nt
Organism: Austrofundulus limnaeus
Lineage: Eukaryota; Metazoa; Chordata; Actinopteri; Cyprinodontiformes; Rivulidae
Product: leucine-rich repeat neuronal protein 1
Exons: 2
Coding region: 440-2587 (715 amino acids)
Cellular component (GO): extracellular matrix
Molecular function (GO): protein binding
Source: RefSeq, a predicted model, not a curated record
UCUCUCUCUCUCUCUCUCUCUCUCUCUCUCUCUCUCUCCCUCCCUCCCUCUCUCUGUCUGCAGACCGCAUCAUGCGUCUCUCAGGGACCGAUGGGACACACAGGAGACAGCUCGCUGUAAGCAGCACCAUCUGAACCUGGAAUAUGUGUCGCUGCGCUGUUUGACGAACCCGUUCACCUGGCACUAUUUGAUAUUUUUAUUUUCCUUUUUUAUUUAUUUAUUUUUUUCUUUCCCGGCGAGUACACCUGGAUGAAGCUCUGUAGACUGAAACAAGAUAAUCCCAAUACUCCAGAAACAUUUGUCCCCCACACACGAGCACUUUUUUCUCCUGACCAUUAUGUUUCAUGGACUGAAAGGCAUCAUCAGCUGAAAUUUUAAUUGAUGACUGUUACGCAUCCUCCUCCAAAGUCAUCUGACYAUCCUCCUGUCCUUUCCCAGCAUGGCUAGAUGGAGGUUAGACACCUCUCACCAGGUGCUUGCUGGCCUGCUGCUAGUAUCUGUAGGAAUAUCUUGUGUCCAGAGCAAUGAGUGUCCUCAGCUGUGUGUGUGUGAGAUCCGACCCUGGUUCACCCCGCAGUCCACCUACAGAGAAGCCAUAACUGUGGACUGCAAUGACCUUCACUUAACACGGAUCCCAGGUAACCUGUCCAGUGAAACCCAGGUUCUCCUCUUGCAGAGCAACUACAUUGCAAAAACCAGUGAAGAACUGGAGCAGCUCUUCAACCUGACAGAACUGGACCUCUCCCAAAACAACUUCAGCACCAUUCGAGAUGUUGGUCUCUCUAACAUGUCCCAGCUCACCACGCUUCAUUUAGAGGAGAACCAGAUUACAGAAAUGCCUGAUUACUGUCUGCAGGAUCUGAGCAACCUGCAGGAGCUCUACAUCAACCACAAUCAGAUCAACACCAUUGCUGCUGAUGCUUUUUCUGGUCUUCAUAACCUCCUCAGGCUUCACCUCAACUCUAACAAGCUAAAAACCAUCAACAACCAGUGGUUUAGAUCGACACCCAAUCUGGAGAUCCUUAUGAUUGGUGAGAACCCUGUUGAUGGAAUUACAGACUUUAAUUUCAAGCCACUGGGCAAUCUAAGAAGCCUGGUUUUAGCUGGGAUGGAUUUGAAAGAUGUCCCAAGCAACGCCUUUGUGGGACUAGACAAUCUUGAGAGCCUUUCUUUCUAUGACAACAAGCUGGUUCAAGUUCCUCAGAGAGCCCUUCAGAAGCUACCUAACCUCAAGUUCCUUGACUUAAACAAAAACCCUAUACAUAAGAUUCAAGCGGGGGAUUUUAAGAACAUGCUUAGACUGAAGGAGUUGGGYAUAAACAACAUGGGAGAGCUGGUUUCUAUUGAUCACUAUGCUUUGGACAACCUUCCUGAGCUCACCAAACUGGAGGCGACAAACAAUCCCAAGUUUUCUUACAUCAGUCGUCAGGCUUUUCGGGAUGUCCCAGCUUUAGAGAGUCUAAUGCUGAACAGCAAUGCUCUGAAUGCCCUUUAUCAGUCUACGGUAGACUCCCUCCCCAACUUGCGUGAGAUCAGCAUCCACAGCAACCCUCUGCGCUGUGACUGUGUCAUCCAGUGGAUGGRCUCCAACAAAACAGCAGUCCGAUUUAUGGAACCUGUAGCCAUGUUCUGUGCCACGCCAGCCGAGGUCCGRGGUAUGCGUGUGCGAGAGGUAUUACAGAAAAAGUUAGCAAAUCAGUGCCUGCCCAUGAUUUCUCACGAUACCUUCCCCAGCCACCUCAAUUUGGAAAUCGGCAUGACCUUGGACUUGGACUGCAGAGCCAUCUCCCAGCCUGACCCUGAAAUCUAUUGGGUGACACCAAUGGGAAACAAAAUUAUAACAGACACUUUAUCUGACAAAUACAGCCUCAGCAAAGAAGGGACACUGAGAAUUUCUCUUAUCCAAGUUGAAGACUCUGGCCGAUACACCUGUGUGGCUCAAAACUCCGAUGGAGUUGACACAAGAGUAACAGCCAUAAAGGUGAAUGGUACUCUAUUAGACAGUACGCAGCUCAUGAAGAUCUACGUAAAGCAGACAGAAUCUCACUCAAUCCUUGUUUCCUGGAAAAUAAACUCAAAUGUAAUGACCUCUAACCUCAAGUGGUCAUCUGCAACCAUGAAAAUUGACAACCCACAUAUUACUUACACUGCCAAGGUCCCCGUGGACGUCCACGAGUACAACCUCACUCAUCUACAACCAGCAACAGAGUACGAGGUGUGCCUGACUGUCUCCAACAUCCAACAUCAAACACAAAAGUCRUGUGUGAAUGUGACUACGAAGCAAGCGCCCUUCGCUGUGGAAGUAUCCGAUCAAGGGACCAACACUGCUCUUGCAGCUGUCAUGGGAACAAUGUUUGCAAUCAUAUGCUUGGUUUUACUGGGUGUGUACAUUGCUAAGAGGUGGAAAAGGAAAAAUUACCACCACUCUCUCAAAAAGUACAUGCAGAAAACCUCAUCUAUUCCACUCAACGAACUGUAUCCUCCUCUUAUUAACUUGUGGGAGGCGGACACUGAGAAGGAGAAAGAAGGCACGACGGAGGCCAAACCCAGCCAAGUGGACACCUCACGUAGCUAUUACAUGUGGUAGAGACACACUCCUGUGGGAGACACAGAGACAGGAUUGUUAAGUAGCACAAAUAUACAUACUUGCUUCUUCAUGUAAAAGUGAACAUUCUUUUCAUUUUGUUUUUGUGUAAUAUUUACCUUUUUAUUUCCUUUCUUUGGUUUUCUUAGACUGAGGCAAUCGAUGACCCACUUACAGAUUUCUAAUUUAGAAUACUACUUUUUUACCUCUCACUUGUUUUGACACACAAUAUGCCAGCUUGGUUAAGCUUCCUGAACUUAGUAGUCACUGUGCUUUACUUUUAGUAACUUUUUGAUGAACACAGCAUGAGCAUUGUCGUGGAUUCAGUGUGCGGACAGAAAUGCUGAAAUCCAAAACAGUUUUUGAGAUGUUUCUCUGGCAGAACUGUUAAGAGUCUCAAUUUGUUCUUUUUAUUAUAAAAAACAGUUUCACUGUUGACUGUUGUGCACUGAAAUACAUAUAAAUAUAUAUACUAAUUUGUCUAUCAACUCAAAUGUAAGCUGAUUAAGUACAUUUAGACUUGAUAUACUGUCUAUUGAACUAUGUUAGAAACACUUCUGUAAUGUUGUAUUAUCUCUUAUUUGAUUUACUUUUUAGUACAUUAAAAUAACAGUAUAUUUGAGUUAGACUUUAAGUUUGCAGAGUACUGUAAACCAGCAAUAGAAAUAUGAAUGUUAUACACUAGAUAAACUAAUAGAUGUAUGGCUUUUCUAAAAUUCUUAAAAAUAUUGUUUCUUAUUUUGCUAGAAUGUCUACAAUCACUGGUUUCAUUGUGGUUUACACACAGAGACAUGUUGUUUGAUGAACAACUUCAAUAAAACCUUCUUUCCUCUUAUUUUCUAAACUAUGAUUUUAACACCAUGUGUUUUUUAUGUGCGCUUUGUAACGACAUCAAGUGUAAAAACAUAUCUGAACUUUGAUAUUGAACUGGGUUUUAUUAUUUUCUUUAACUGUAUAGCAGGAGUUAGAUUAUGACACAAACCGAAUGUUAGUGAUGAUAAAUUGAAAAUGGAAAUGUACAGCAUGUGUGCUAAACAAUAAUCCCCAUAGAAUGGUUACAGUUACUGGAAAAACUGCAAAGUACAUAAAUGUGACACAUCACAUCAAAACAAGGAUUGUCUAAAAGUGGGAAGUGGAGCAACAGGCAGAUUAUAGUAAUGUUUGCAAAAUUUGCAUGUUGUUAUUUAAUGAAUUAAUAUAUUCCGCCCAUCUAACAUAUUUAUAAAUACUUUUAGUUUAAAAAUGAUAAAAAAUGAACAUCCUGCAGUAUUUUUACAGUCUUUAUUUUACAGUUACAAUAUGUGUUUAUUAAAUAAAGUCUAAUGUUACACCUAAACAUUGAUCCCUUUAAAAGAGGAGCAAAGCAUCUUUCAUGACGUUCAUUAAUAACAAUGGGAGAACAUGGGUACCAGGGAACAUAUGGACUCCAGCCAGUGGAUAUAAUGCAUAACGUUAUUUUAAUUUGUUUGUAUGAAACUCGCCUGUAUUUUCACCUGUUUUGAAACAGGAAGUAUAAUAUUACAGAUGCAAAGUCUUUGUAGUUGAUGAUAAUAGGUAAUGACAAUAACUACAGAUUUCAGCCUAUUUUGCUGCCAACAUUUUUUAACUCGGUUCAUUUACAACACAUCUUUGGCUGCAAAUAACGUUGUGUCAUUUUAGAUUUCUUCACAGUUUUGUCUGUGUAAUUACGCUAAACUACCAUCUGCUCCUACUGCAGUAAUGCAUCUUACUAAGAUCUUUGCAAAUCUUGUGUUAAAAUCUUUUUAAAAACCUGCUCUUCCUCUACCUCGAUGCAGAUCUAAACCUCAGCGGCGCACCGUCUAGGAAGAGUGGAUAUCCAGCAGAAAGCCUUAAAGUUCAGUUGGUUUCUGAUGAUGAUUGACAGCUCAGAGCCUCGAGGUGCAAUCAACCAAUCUGUUGGGUUUCCCCUGACAACAUUUCUAUCUCCUGCAUACUGUCUCCACCCCUCUUCCUCUCUAUUAGUGCUGGAAUGGAGACAAAUGUCUCAGUGUUGGGAACUCAGUUGAGCUUUCCUUGACUGUUUGUAAAUGGAUCAAGCAGCAGUUGGGUGUUAUACUGCAUUGUUUCUACAUGUCAGUAUAAGGGAGAUUUUAUAGUAGCCAUUCAAAAAGCUAUCUAAAACUUUUAAACAGAGCCACAAUUUAAAAGAGCACAAAUAUUUCUUUAAGGAUUGAUGUUAUCCUCAGAUAACCGUUGUUUUCUUAAUAACUUCUUUUUAAUGUACACUUCAAUCAGUGAGAAUUAGUUUUUUCUAUACAUCAUAAUUUAGUUAUUAGCUCUUAUUAUUCAAUUAAUUUAGAUUUUGAUUGUUGAUAGGAAGGUGUGAAGAACAGUAGAGGAAUUCUGCCAUUUUUUUAAAUGCUUUGAAGCUUCUUUAAACAUCCACUGUCUUUCACCUGCAGAAAAAGAUCAAGUCUCCUUUUACCAGCUCAGCAGGUAGCCCAGUACCAGUCCGGAAAUCUGUUCAAUGRGAUAGCUAUCACUGAAAGCUCCUGCUGCAGUCGGGACUGCGUCCCAUCCUGGUGGCUUGUUUCCAUGACAACUCUCUCCUCCAUCCACCUGUGAGCGUGCCGGCUGCCGAGAGAAACAAGUCCCCAGUGUCUGAAAUGUGACUGACAAGGUCAACAACCUUGCAGAUGGGAAACCACUAAAACAUCUUGUCCUCUUAAAAAAAAAGUGCAGACAAACAAAAAACAAUUCCAUCUGUGGACCAAAGCUCGACUUCUUUUCCCUCCCGCAUGAUGAGAGAAAGCAUAUUCAGCUGCUGCCAAAGAUGACAUGAAAGCAAUACAAGAACCAAGAGAGUAUUGUUUCAAACAAAGAUAAAACCUUGACUAGGCAGAUGUAAAAAAAAAAACAAAAAAAAAAACAAAAGAUCUAGUAUCAUCCCAUCAGUAUCAGUCUGAAGCCUUCAUCAGAUUACUGUCAACAAACCUUCAUGUCUUUCAGCUCUGCAGGAAACAAACUCUUUAUUGUUAACAGACACAUUUCACUGCUCAAAACUUUUAAUCUAAUUAUUAUAAUAACCUUUAACUAAGCUGACAUGGUUACUGGAGAGUUAACCCUUUACUCUGGUUAACAUUUUUAGUCAUCAUCUUUUAAUAAYUUGUUCAAAUGUUCACCUUUCUGUUUUGUUUUCCUCUUUAUAAAGAUAUUUCCUGUGGGAACACGGCCUCAWGGUGUGAAGCCCUGCGGCUGAAUAACCAACUGUUCCUGGUUACAGUUGUUAUGAAGGAGGAAACGUGUUCUGUCUGUUGAAGCCAGUGUAUAAACUGUCAGGGCUUGACACAAUCAUAUCGGUUUUUAAUAUAAAUCCUAUUUAAAGUCUGUAAUUUAUCACUUGUUAAUACAUUACACUCUUUUUAAUCAAUAAACCAGUAUACCACC